GCGCUGUGCGUACGCGGCGGAAUUGGAAGUGAAGAUGGCGGACGAGGAGGCCGAGCAGGACCGCGGUGAGCGGAGCUACGCUUCCACCGCUCUGAACGCGCUCGCAACGCGCCUGGAGGACGCCGCAGCGGCCCUGAGGAGCAGCCAGGAGUCUCCGGCCGAGCGCGCGUCGCAGUACUGCUACGAGUUCUGUCAGGCGCUGGCGGAGUACGCCGGGCUGUGGCGGGUGGAGGAGGAGCCGCUGCCCGUGCUGGAGGUCUACAUCCGGGCUCUGCUGAGCUUCGCACAGGUGUGCCCGCUGCUCUCGGCCCACUGCGAGAAGGUGCCCGUCGUCCUGGAGAGGCUGGCGCUGAGUUGUGCUGAGUUGCUGAUUUCCAUGCCCAGGAAUAUCCCAGAUGCACUGUGGGACAGGUUCAGGUCUUCUGUCCAGAUCGCCCAUCCUCUUGUGCAGGAGAAGGGCAUCGGUCACCUCGUCAUCCUCUCCACCAUCGCUCGAGAGCACGGGGUCUGGGCCAAUCCCACGCUGCUCGCCAUCCUCGCCAGUGACACGCCCCCGCAGGAGACCGUGCAAGAGUUCCUGGCCCUGGAGGGACCAACACUCCUGAGGAUGCGAGUGAAGCACCUGAUCAAGGAGAGCUGUGUAGAUCAGGCGGCGGCGCUGGCCAAGGCCUGUGCCGAGCUCUCGCAGUUCGAGGACAAGGGGCACUUUAAGCAGAUGUACCUGGUGUGUCUGUGCACUGUUGCCCCGCAGGAACUCAUCAUGGAAGAGCUCUCAAAAGUGGACUGUCGUGAUGCUCUAGAGAUGAUUUGUAACCUUGAGGCAGAUGGUGACGAGAAAGCUGCAUUUACAUUGUGUUCUGGGUUUUUGACCCGUCAGAUUCUACAGGAGGAUACCUACUGUGCUUGGCAAUUGACUCUGUUCUGGGGAAAACUGCUCAAGCGGUUAGAGCCUUCAGAUCAAGGCUUUUUGGACAGAUGCCGUCAGAUGUCAUUUCUGUCUAAAACUGUGUUCCACCUACUCUUCUUCAUCAAAGUCAUCCAGUCAGAGAUGGACAAAGUUGGACUUUCGACUUGUGUUGAGAUCUGCAUACGAGCUCUACGAUUGGAAUCGUGCGAAGGGAACACCAAGGCCACUGUCUGCAAAACCAUAUCCUGCCUCUUACCCUCUGACCUGGAGGUCAAAAGAGCCUGCCAACUGACAGAGUUUCUCCUGGAGCCAACCGUGGACUCUUACUAUGCAGUGGAAACUCUUUACAAUGAGCCAGACCAGAAGCUAGAUGAGGAAGACCUGCCGGUAUCAAACUCGCUGCGCUGUGAGCUCCUUUUAGUCCUCAAAACCCUGUGGCCUUUUGAUCCCGAGUACUGGAACUGGAAGGCAUUAAAACGCCACUGUUUGGGUCUAAUGGGGGAGGAGGCCUCAAUUGUGUCCUCCAUUGAUGAACUGAACGACGGUGACCCUGAGGACUUAGGGGAAGAGACCGGCAUCUUUAGUGAGGACUUCAAGGAUCUCUCACAGCACUUUCUGGAUACAACUAAUGAACUAAAUGAAAUGGAAGAUCAAAAGCAGAAGAACAGAGAGUUGAAAAAGUUGAGAGGAAAAGGGUUUGUCUCAGCAAGGUUUAGAAACUGGCAGGCUUACAUGCAGUACUGUGUUUUAUGCGAUAAGGAGUUUCUGGGUCACCGAAUAGUGCGUCAUGCGCAGACUCACUUCAAAGAUGGAUCCUACAGCUGCCCAAUAUGUUUAGAGACCUUUGAAACAAAAGAGACUCUUGAACCACAUGUUGCAUCGCAUGUUAAACUUUCUUGCAAAGAGCGCCUCGCUGCAAUGAAGACUAGCAAGCAAUUAUCUAACCCCAAAACGGCUGCUCCUGUCAUAGCUGCCCUGAAAGCUAAAAGCAGUGAAAAUCAGGUGCGCAAAAACAAGACAAAAAACAACAGUGGUGGGCAAUCCAACAAACUUAGUAAUGGAGCUGCCAAUGACUCUGAUUACUUAGACUUCAAAAACAGUUGUGAUGGGAAUAUUUGUCCAGUCCAAAGCUGCAGGAGGGGAUUUAAAUAUUUCCGAAAUCUUGUUGCCCAUGUGAAAGAUCAUGGCGACAAUGAGGAAGCGAAGUGCUUCCUUGAAAUGCAGAACACAAAAGUGGUGUGCCAGUAUUGCCGUCGUCAGUUUGUCAGUGUUGAUCACUUAAAUGAUCACCUACAGGUGCACUGUGGCACCAAACCAUACAUUUGCAUACAGCUUAAUUGCAAAGCCAGCUUUGACUCCAAUGCCGAACUUAUCGUACAUAAGAAAGACCACCCAGUCUUCAAGGCUAGGUGUAUGUUUCCGGGUUGCGGCAAGAUUUUCCAUGAACCCUACAAACUGUAUGACCAUGAGUCACAGCAUUACAGAACAUUUACCUGCAAAGUACCAGACUGUGGUAAAGUGUUUCAUUCACAGACCGAAUUAGACCUCCAUGCUGAGAGCCAUGUCGUAAAAGUGGAAGCCCAAGGCACUGACAGUCUAAGUAUUCAACGAGAGGAACCUAAUCCAGACCACUCCAAUCAAAUAGAUCAGGACUCUGCUCUGCCUGGCUCUCUCUCAGUCUCCCAUUUCAAUGAAAACAGCACAGGGUCUCAAGAGGAUCGUCCAUCUGACAUGGGGAUAAAGCAUUCUGUUGAAAAUAUGCUAAGUAGCAAUUUUACAGUUUCCGCUCAAGAGUGUGUCCAUUCUGGGACAAGUAAACCUGAACAACAUCCCAUCCAACAGCAAAUCCCUCAGAUCAAUGACCUCUUGGGCCAGUCAGCUGUGGGCACUCAAGCGCCUCACUUAAUUCAGCAUAGACCGGAGGAAUCUCUUUUGGAGGCCUUGAUGAGUGAUUCAGAUCCCAUGCCGUCUACAUCUUCAUACCAGAGUGUAUUAGAGGACUUUCUGCCUGUCCCACCAACUGAUGGUCAGCUGCAGACAGCUGAUUCUGGUACUACUCCAUUAUACAACAAUACCAAUGGAGUAUUUCGGCAGUUCAGUCCUAAUCCUUUAGCUCCGGUUCAAACAUCAUAUCAGAACCUGUGUAGUAGCAAAAUGGCCUCUCCAACACAGACAUGCCACAAUACAGCUCCACUUGUUUCUUUGGGUCAGAUGCUUCCUCCUGUUUCUCAGACCCUUCCUCUACAAAUGGCUUCCAUGCCAAAUAAUGGACAAGUAUUGGAGAACAAAUCGGUGAAACCAGUAGAUAUGAAUGUUGUCCAAGUGGUGAAAAACAAAGAGAGACACAAAUGUCCCUAUGAAACAUGUACUCGAGACUAUAGCUCUUACAGAAGUGUUACUAAGCACAUGAGGGCUGUUCAUUCUGAAUUUUACACACAGUGGAAACUAGCAAAGAAGAACAAUGUUGCAGUCCCAUCCACGCUCAGAUCUGUUCCUGUAAAUGGAAGCCUCAAUUCAGUUGUGAAUCCACAAGACCAGCUGGGCCAAAGAGUUGCCUGCCUUGGUGUUCAGACACAGAAUCCCCUGAGCCAGCAUCCUCCCUACCCAACCAACUGCACAGUUGCCCCACAGAACCCCAACUACCCUUCUGUCUCCUCUCAAGUCACUGCUUCCCCAGGGCAUAUCCGUACCAAUGAAAUGGACAAUAUAUUAGAUCCCAUUGUUCUCUCUCAGCUUGGAAAUAGUACAAAUCAGUCUCAAAUGGCAGCAGACCACUUGUGGGAUCCCAGGAACAAUUCAAUACUCCAACAGCAGAUAUGUAAUUCUCAAUCAAUGACCCAAAACAUGAACACACAUUCUAGCAGUCAAUUUACUCGCAUGAAUGCAGCUUCUAGUGAGGACGCACAGAAGAGAAGUAUGAGCUAUACUACUCUUCAACCGCAGAGUAAUACUAAUGUUUACCCAGCACCAGCUCAAGCAGACAGCGUUCAAAAACUCAAUGGCACCUCAGAUGAAAGUAUACAUUCAGUCGGCAAUCUCAGUCCACCGCAGCAAAUUAUGGGCCCUAAUGCAGUGGUAGCCCUUAAUUCUGUAGUAGAGACAAAUCUGGGAUCUGCUCAAAUGUCUGUCUUGCCCUCUUUCAAUGACCGUUUGAACAAUUCAGUUUCUAAAGAUUCUUCGGCAGAUUACACACGGCAAACAAAUGAUAAUUUCACUUCAGUAACUAACAGUCAGUGUGUGGUGAAGUUGGAGAGAGAUACAGCUUUAGCUUUACCACUUCAGAUCAAUGAAACUCCCCCAUCAAAUAGCAGUUCUCCAAGUUGUCAGAAUAACACUGGAAAUGUGUCCAGUGAUAAAGGCAGCAAAAAAGUUAAACGAAGCAAAAGAACAAAAUGGCCUGCAAUUAUUAAAGAUGGCAAGUUCAUUUGCUGCAGGUGUUAUAGAGAAUUCCCGAGUCCUAAAUCUCUGGGAGGACAUUUGUCAAAACGGGCUCAUUGCAAACCAUUUGAUGAAGCUGAUUUGACAGCGGACCUCCCCAGUUCAUUUCUUGAUCUUCUUAACUCGCCACAUCCAGCACCAUCUUCAUAUGUGAACCUGCCAUUGAGUAAGGGCCCUCUUGAUCCAAAACUAUACCCAAAUGUCACUUUUCCCCAAGCCAAUGGCACCUAUAACAGCAAUGGCAAACAGAUGGGGGGAGUGUUUAAGCAGAGCCCGUCAAAUAUUUGUGUGAGUUCUGGGCAACAGCAGACGGUUCCUAACCCCUGUGGUCCAUAUGCUCAGAGCAGCCGUAUGUCUGAAACUAGUGUCAUACAGCAUACUGGUAGUGUCAAACAUCAGCUUCAAGCGAGUUAUUCUGAGAUGUCUAACCCACUGUUUAGUGACGAUGUCAGUGAUCCUCUUCUUUCUCAAUUGUUGGCUGAUGACCAGUCUACAUCCAGCCUGAAUAGCGGUUCAUCAGAUCAUGUCGGUCAAAUUCUACAAGCUGAAACAUUAAACAAAAUGAAAGACAUCAAGGAAAGAACAACCGACAGUGCAAGUGACUUGUCAAAUGAUGGACUUCUGGCAGCCAUGGCAAGUCUUGCUCAAAACCUGGUGUCUGAAAAGAGUGUCAAAGAAAAACUACGUGAACAGAUAUUGGCUGGAGACCUUUACAAAAAAAGCAGCUUGCCUCGUGGAUCAAGUGUUGACAGUUCCUACUCACAAAUGUCUGUAGCAAGUCCUGACAUUGGGGAUCCACAACAUACCUCAAACUUGAUUGAGAAUGCACCUCAAAGUGAGCUGCAAGCUGUGGAAAACACAGCCAAAGUCCCUGUCGAGGCAGUUUCACAAUUGGGUGACAUGAGUCCAAAUGAUGGCUUCAUUCACCCUGUUUCGUCUGUACCUUCGGGAAGUGGGGUCAAUGAUCAGUCCAACAAUAUGCCCAUAACCGAAGUGGAUGAAGUGUUGGAACUCCAAAAAGCUCUCGAGAAUCUUGACCUAGACAGAGAAAUCAGUGAGGUUACCAAAACUGUGGCUGUUCCUGCAGUGAGUGAAGCACAGCCUAAUAAGCCACAACCAGAGCCUAAGGAUUUACCCAAGGAGAUACCAAUUUAUGUGAAACCAUUUGUAUGUGACACAAAUGGUUGUAAUUACAGUUGCAUGACGAAAGAUGCUCUUUUUAAACACCUUGUCAAGAUCCACAAUUACACUGAUAAAAUGUUAACUCAAAUGAAAGACCAGUUUAAUGUUUCCCCUUUCGGGUGUCAAAAAUGUUCUAAGGCCUUCACACGCAACUCCAAUCUCAAAGCCCAUUAUAUGUCAGUUCAUAACUAUUCACAGGAAGAAAUAAAGAGGAUGAAAAUUAGGCCUAAGCCCAAUCACAGACUCCUGGAUAGUGAUGCAGGGAGCCCUUGUCCAGUGCCAGAAACCCCCAAACCAGUUAAAAAAACUCAACGUGUGGAUGCACGCAAACAGCAGAAAGAUGCUAAAUGUUCUUCAGGCUUCAAGAGAGAAGAUAAUGUCAAAAAAUCACGUUGCAUUAUUCCAUUGCUAGUCCAGAAAUCUUCUUUUGCGCCUCAAAUCAAAAGUCCUGCAUUGGGAACACAUACAGUUACUCCGCAAACUCAGAUGGCUGUUCAGUCUUCGGUGAUUGUGUCUGGCUGUUCUUCGGUGACUCCAAGAAUGGAUCCGAACGCAAAUGGAUGGUUUCCCACAAAGUCUUCUGUUUUUGGUCAAACCCAUGUGUCACCACUAAAAGAGAUACUGCCCAUAGCUCCUUUUACCCAGAAUCCUUGUGCACCAGUACAGACAUUAAAUCAGUCAUUGGACAAAAGGCCCAAACCUAGCAAGCCUCGAGUUGCAAAGCCAAAAGAAUCUCCCAAAAAAACAAAAGAGAAAAAAGCAGAGAUCGAUGACGUAUUUAGUCCUUAUAGACCUUAUCGUUGUGUUCACCAGGGCUGUGUGGCAGCUUUUACAAUCCAACAGAAUUUGAUCCUGCAUUAUAAAGCUGUGCAUCAGUCGUCUUUGCCUAAAUUUGAGGUCAACAGCCAAGAUGAACAGAACGAAGAGGAGGUCGAGGACAAGGAUGGAAAUGAGGAGAGUGAAGACAAGUUGGACGCGGACAUAAAGGAAGUGGAUGAGCUCAGGUGUCAAGUCAAAGACUGUUCUCGCAUUUUUCUGUCAGUUACAGACUUGCUCCAGCACUACCUUCAGCUCCACAAAUUAACCCUCGAGAAAGCAGGUGCCAGGAUGUGCAGUAUCAACCUGGGCAGGUUUCAAUGUGAUCAGCCAAACUGCUCAGAGACAUUCACUGCUUUCUGGAAAUAUAUCGGCCAUGUCGACAAAGAGCAUAAAGAAACCAAUCCCUCAAAAGUCGAGCCCAUAGAAGGGAUGUUCAGAUGUCAGGUGGAAGGAUGUGAAUGCGCUUACAGCACACGGUCAAAUCUACUACGGCACACCAUGAAGAAACACCAAGACGUGUACAAACGGCUGCUCAUGAACCCACGAGAAGGCGGGAGAGGGGUUAAACUGGGUCGUCCCAGGAAGUAUGAAAAGAUUGAAGUUGUCGAGAAGGAAAACCGAGAGACUAAUAAGAAACCUAUUAAGAAGGUAGCUAUUAAGAAGGUAGCUCUUAAAAAGGUAGCUCUUAAAAAGAGAAAAGCAAAUAAAAGUAAUUGGACUAAGUAUGGGAAACCUAUUUUGAAAACACAGGAAGAAGCGGCUGCCAUGUGCACCAAGCGCUUACAACUCCAGUACGCUUGUAUGAUAAAGGGUUGCGAAACGGUGACCAGUUCUGAGCGAAAUAUAAUGAAACAUUAUCUUCAGCAUGGGCUCCCAAAACAGUACCUGGAAGAGCAGAGGAGCAACUUUAUCUACUGUAAAAAGAUACCCCGGUCCAAGUACAAGCGCAUCGCUUCCCGGAGCGACGACACGGAUAAGUCUGAGGAGAGCUCCAUUGAGACGACUGAGAAUGAUGAAGUCGCUGAGCCGGGCCAGAGUGAGUCCGAGUUCUCGAAGCCCACGUCUGAGAAGGAGAGCACAGAGGACGUCGAUCUGUCAGACAGCAAGCCUUCGACUGACACCUGCUCGGAGAUAUCGGUGGUGGUCAAGCGGCGGAGGGGGCGUCCGCGCAAGAUCGACAGUGUAAAGAAGUCCUUAGGCCCUAAAAGGGUGACGAGACUCAGGACUGCAAGGAGUUGUGCAGUCAACUAUGUGGACUUGAACACCGAUUCCAUGUCCUCCAGCGCUACCAUGACACAGGAAGACGUGUCUGGUCAAAACACACUGCUGAGUUCAUUCAAGCCCAUUGGAUUUGAGGUGUCCUUUCUUCAGUUUCUCCAGGAAACCAAGACAUCCCAUAAGAGAAAGGCAACGGUACCGCUGAACGGAAGUGCGCACAAAAGACUGCAGACUGCUUUCCACCUAAAGACUGCGACAGUCGUGUGCAAAAGAUCUGACGCACAAUUGCACUCGAGAGAUGUCCUCAAGCUUGUUGAAUUUAAAAAUCCCCAAAAGUUGACCUCACUCAGCAAUGUCACAUUUGAGGUGCAAAAAGUUUUUUCUGAUGUCCUUGAAAUUCUUCUAAAGCAGCUUCAUGAAAUGCGACCCACAGUGAUCCUUGAAAAAGACAACUAGUGUACAGACCCUCAUGUCAUGUUGUCUGAACUCAGGACGAAAGUGGGGGUGAACUUGCUGCAAACCAGUGCCCAAUCAUUAGUUUUAACUG
Messenger RNA from Rhinichthys klamathensis goyatoka, 8111 nucleotides. RefSeq names its product zinc finger protein 292b (gene znf292b). The transcript is spliced from 9 exons. Bases 35 to 8020 code for a protein of 2661 amino acids. Gene Ontology annotation, biological process: regulation of transcription by RNA polymerase II. Gene Ontology annotation, molecular function: DNA-binding transcription factor activity, RNA polymerase II-specific; DNA binding. The record is from RefSeq and is a predicted model, not a curated record. Gene Ontology annotation, cellular component: nucleus. Lineage: Eukaryota; Metazoa; Chordata; Actinopteri; Cypriniformes; Leuciscidae.